AGACUAUUGGCCCUGAUGGUACUCAAACUCACGGACCUAACGCUGUUAUCAGUAUGGUAGACUGGGUGAUAGAAAGGGACCAUGCGGAGGGACCAACAAUUUCACUACAUGCCGAUAAUUGCCCAGGACAGAAUAAAAACUACUAUAUGCUGGGAUAUUUAAUGUGGCGUAUUCUGUCUGGGCGUCAGGAGAAGAUAGAAUAUAUGAUGCAGAUACCUGGUCAUGCUCGUUGCCAUGUUGAUGCUGGCUUUGCCCGCAUAAAACAACUUUACCGCAGGACAGACACGGAUGCUCUUGGCCAACUUACGGAAGUUGUAAAUCAAGCAUCAUCUACAAGCCAGUGUAUCCGUUACCCUACUUUGACAUGGCGAGACUGGAAAGGAUUUCUGAAAACGUACUUCAAACCGCUACAAGGCAUCAGAAAGUAUCAAUAUUUUUGUAUGAGCCGAGAUCAUCCUGGAAUGGUGGUGGUUAAAGAGAGCUGCGAUAAAGCCGAGGAGACGUUCUCCAUCAUGAAAUCAAACAACUUUCAGUUUGAACGGGGACACUUGCCACAAGUACUGCAACCAGGUGGAAUGUCUGCUGCACGACGCAGAUAUCUUUACAGCACAGUUCGGCCCUAUGUGCGACCUAUAUUUCAAGAUGAAACAUGUCCAGGAGAGCCUUAGACAAGUUUUAAUUAGAACACUCAUGUUACCAUGGCAACGGAUAGAAAAGACAUUAUCCGACUCCUGUUAUAAUGAUUUUUUAUGUUAUUAUCUAAUGGUUUCUAUAAACAAGUAUAAUGAAUAUAUUACAAACUACAUGUAUACCUAGUUGUACUUGUUUCAAUUGCUUAUAAGUUUCAUAUGAGGUAUAUUGAAAGAUUUAUUUCUACAUGGUUAUGUACAUGACAGUGCCUUAUCGCAAAAGGCUGUAUCUCGGGUAACUUUUGAGAUAAUUUCAAAAUUUCUUUUGCAUUCUACAGGAAAAUGAUGAUACUUGAAUAAUUGCCCAUAACCUCAAAUUCGAUAUUUUGGUCAUAAUUGCAGGUUUUUCUGGAGAACGGCUCAUA
Messenger RNA from Ruditapes philippinarum (Manila clam), 1054 nucleotides. RefSeq lists its product as uncharacterized. NCBI's taxonomy places the organism in Eukaryota, Metazoa, Mollusca, Bivalvia, Venerida, Veneridae. The transcript has 3 exons. Bases 54 to 668 code for a protein of 204 amino acids. The record is from RefSeq and is a predicted model, not a curated record.